AUGGACAGAGCUGAAGAAAGAAGUCUUGGCGCUUCAUGCCCCCAGCAGGAGGAGUGCUUGCUUGGGAAUAGGUACAAGGAAUUGCAGGAAUAUCACAAGAACCAUGGGGGCCUCAAAUGGAUCUACAAGGCAGACAAGUCCCUUCUCGGCUUGCUGCUGAAAAGUGAAGGAGCGAACAGGGAGAACUUCUUUGGUCGGCCGUCCAAGCCACCGCAAAGUGUCGAGAUCCACCUCCUUACUCCAUCCAAGGAACCAGCAGACGAAGGAGGAGUUGUUGGUGGUGGUGACAAACGGAAACACACAGUUUUCCCAGCGUUGGGUGGGGAGCAAGAAUGCAAUAAGCGACAGAAACUUGGCCCAGGAGGCUACAGUCCAGAAAACUUGGAUCCAUUGCAACCGUCGUGGUGGAGUGAAGUACGCAAGGCCAAUGCCGCUGUCUCUGAUGAGGGCCAAAAUGAAAACGAAACUUCCAAUGAGCAUUUUUCUCGCGAGGAGUCUUCGCUUCUUGGCACCUUUGGAUUCUAG
This is a messenger RNA of Seminavis robusta, 525 nucleotides long. The record is from the annotation of a GenBank genome assembly. NCBI's taxonomy places the organism in Eukaryota, Bacillariophyta, Bacillariophyceae, Naviculales, Naviculaceae.